AGUGAUCACAUGAAGCGCAGGCAACAGCUCCCUCCUUUCAUUUCCAGUCCUCACUCCCACUUCACUUCUUGCAACUUUUGCAAACUCAUCCAAAGCAGAAGCACUUAUCCCAGACUCUGCUCUUGAUCUUGGGAGUCACUAACAGCCAAGUUCUCUGUUUUUCCUUGCUGCUGAAACUUGACUGGAUAUUCACAAGGGAGCUUUUUUGGUGCAAUAAAAGAAAAGGAAUUGAAAAUGAGUUCCUUUCUCAAGCAAGCCUCUUGUGCUCAGUUCUGUCUUGUGAUAUGUGUUUUUGAUCUGACACUGCUUGGGGACACGAUUUGGGGUCUCCCUAUGGAAGACCAAGAUUACUACCUGCAGGAGAUUAUCAACAGGGAUCAUUAUUAUUCCUUCCCUGAUCCUAAUGAGGAAUUUUCACCUUUCACAGAACAGCCAAGGGAGGAAGAAGUGGAGCCUCCCGCAGAGACCGAAGAACCCCCAAGAAUAAAACCAGUCAAGAAGGAGUUAAAAUCAAAGAAAGCCAACAAAAAAGAUAAAUCCAGUCUGGAGACCCCAUCAGCUAAAAAUGGCAACAAGAAAGGCGAGAAAAACAAGAAGAGCAGUGAAAGAACCCUAGAUGGUGACUUUGAAAGGCGAAGCACUUAUGAAGAUAGCCGAGAAAGUUGCCCUCCCUUGGGUCUGGAAACAUUAAAAAUUACUGAUUUCCAGCUCCAUGCUUCCACAGUGAAGCGAUAUGGCCUUGGGGCCCACAGAGCACGGUUGAAUAUUCAGGCAGGUGUUAAUGAAAAUGAUUUUUAUGAUGGUGCUUGGUGUGCAGGACGGAAUGAUCCUUAUCAGUGGAUUGAAGUCGAUGCUCGGAGGCUAACAAAGUUCACAGGAGUUAUCACACAGGGAAGGAAUUCUCUGUGGCUGAGUGAUUGGGUAACAUCUUAUAAAGUUAUGGUGAGCAAUGACAGCCAUGCAUGGGUGACAGUCAAAAACAUUUCUGGAGACAUGAUUUUCGAAGGCAAUAGUGAAAAGGAAAUCCCAGUCCUCAAUGAGCUGCCCGUUCCUCUUGUUGCACGUUACAUUCGGAUAAACCCUCGAACAUGGUAUGAAGAAGGAAGCAUAUGUAUGAGAAUGGAAAUCCUUGGUUGUCCUCUCCCAGACCCAAAUAAUUAUUAUCACAGAAGAAAUGAAAUGACAACGACAGACAACCUUGAUUUUAAACAUCACAACUACAAAGAAAUGAGGCAGCUGAUGAAAGUGGUGAAUGAGAUGUGUCCAAAUAUCACAAGAAUUUACAAUAUUGGAAAGAGUCACCAAGGGCUAAAGCUGUAUGCUGUUGAGAUCUCGGACAAUCCAGGAGAACACGAAGUUGGUGAACCAGAAUUUCGAUAUAUGGCAGGGGCUCAUGGGAAUGAGGUGCUUGGACGUGAGCUGUUGCUUUUCUUAAUGCAGUUUAUGUGCCAGGAAUACCUGGCUGGAAAUUCACGUAUUAUACGUCUUGUUGAGGAUACCAGAAUUCAUCUUCUUCCUUCAGUCAAUCCUGAUGGAUAUGAAAAGGCCUAUGAAGUGGGUUCAGAAUUAGGAGGCUGGUCUUUGGGUCGAUGGACUCAGGAUGGCAUCGAUAUCAACAAUAACUUCCCUGACUUGAAUACUUUGCUUUGGGAAGCUGAAGAUCGGAGGAGGAUUCAGAGAAAGGUCCCAAAUCAUCACAUUCCAAUUCCAGAAUGGUAUCUAUCUGAAAAUGCUACCGUGGCAGUUGAAACGCGAGCAGUGAUAGCGUGGAUGGAAAAAAACCCAUUUGUGCUUGGGGGUAACUUACAAGGGGGAGAACUUGUUGUUGCUUAUCCUUACGAUAUGGUCCGGUCAACAUGGAAAACUCAGGAGCAUACCCCAACUCCUGAUGAUCAUGUUUUUAGGUGGCUGGCAUAUUCCUAUGCUUCCACCCAUCGUCUAAUGACAGAUGCUCGAAGGAGGGUAUGCCAUACAGAGGACUUCCAGAAGGAAGAUGGAACUGUAAAUGGAGCUUCAUGGCAUACCGUCGCUGGAAGUAUAAAUGACUUUAGUUACCUACAUACAAAUUGUUUUGAAUUAUCCAUAUAUGUUGGAUGUGAUAAAUAUCCACAUGAAAAUGAAUUGCCAGAAGAGUGGGAAAAUAACCGGGAGUCCCUUAUUGUUUUCAUGGAACAGGUUCACCGGGGAAUUAAAGGCAUGGUGAGGGAUCUACAUGGAAAAGGAAUUCCAAAUGCCAUUAUUUCUGUAGAAGGUGUUAAUCAUGAUAUUCGCACAGCAAUUGAUGGAGAUUAUUGGCGCCUUCUCAACCCAGGAGAAUAUGUGGUCACUGCAAAGGCAGAGGGCUACACUGCCGCCACCAAGAACUGUGCUGUGGGCUAUGACAUGGGUGCAACCCGGUGCGACUUUACCAUCAGCAAAACCAACUUGGCCCGGAUCAAAGAGAUCAUGGAGAAAUUUGGAAAGCAACCCAUUAGUCUCUCACUCCGACGGUACAGACAGCAAGGAAGGCAAAGACGCCAGCAGUAUAGACGACUUUCUAGAGUGUAACAAAUGUUAUGCUAUCAUGUACUGCACCUAAACUGAAACCUACUCUAGUAGGAGAAAAAUAUAUAGGAGAUAUUUAUAAAUAUCCCUUUCUAACCAUAUUCCCAUUAGCAAUCUUGUACUGAAGAAUAUUUUUGGGACAUCACUGUUCAAUGUUUAGAUUUAUAUUCUAUUCUGAAAAUAUUGGAAAAUAAUAUUGCUGCCUAAACAGAACAUACAGAGUAGCAUUUGAGUGUGGCAUCUACACCCUUUGAGCUGGAGGGCAGACUCCAUGUAAUUGAGAGCUGGGGAAAAAUUCUGUGCAGCUAUGACAUCAGGUAAUCUGUUUCAUUAGAAACCAUUGCAUUAGAGAUGCUGUGAACAUCAGUUUUGGAUUGGGGGAUGGGAAUGAGAUUUCAUUUAACACUCAAUUUAUAUGAAUGUAAACCUUUGGGCUUGGCAACAGAAUGUGGAUUUUGGCCAAGAUAACUACCCUUUCAUCUAUUGCCUAUUAAAGUACAGCAAACCCCGAAUAAAAAGCAUCAGGGAGCAAAGAAGCAUGUGUGAAAAGAGAAUCAAUUAAAGUCACAUCUUUCUGUUAUAUAAAAGGAAACACUAGAUGAAAGGGUUCAUUCAAGGUUAUUUUUAAGGUAUCGGCUAUGUGGCUUUGAUUAGUCUACAGUGGCCUCACUUUAAAAAUUAUUUUCCCAUGGUAUGGUGAUAGCUUGGUGGUAGAUUUAUAGUUCUGCCAAAACUAAGUGAAUUUGAGUUCAUGCCUAGCAAUAACAAGCAUCCUGUUGAAUGUAUAAUAAAUGCAUCAUUCAUUGAA
Messenger RNA from Anolis carolinensis (green anole), 3352 nucleotides. It is a transcript of the gene cpxm2, whose product is annotated as carboxypeptidase X, M14 family member 2. Bases 235 to 2547 code for a protein of 770 amino acids. Gene Ontology annotation, molecular function: metallocarboxypeptidase activity; zinc ion binding. Gene Ontology annotation, biological process: protein processing; peptide metabolic process. The record is from RefSeq and is a predicted model, not a curated record. The transcript is spliced from 14 exons. Lineage: Eukaryota; Metazoa; Chordata; Lepidosauria; Squamata; Anolidae.